Molecule: messenger RNA, 918 nt
Organism: Letharia lupina
Lineage: Eukaryota; Fungi; Ascomycota; Lecanoromycetes; Lecanorales; Parmeliaceae
Exons: 1
Coding region: 1-918 (305 amino acids)
Source: RefSeq, a predicted model, not a curated record
AUGCCCUCCCCACGCACCCUCCUCAUAACAGGCGCAACCGGCAAACAAGGCGGCGCCCUCAUCACCUCCCUCCUCGCCUCCCCCUCCGCCUCCUCCUUCAACAUCCUCGCCCUAACGCGCAAAAAGACCUCUGCGGCCGCCAAAGCCCUAGCUGCCCGGUCGCCCAAGCUCACCUUGAUCGAAGGCAAUCUCGACGACCCCCGCGCUGUCUUCGCAUCGGCCCGUGAGACUCUAACACCGAGCCAAGCACCCAUCUCUGGCGUCUUCAGCGUGCAAACGCCCAUGAGCGGAAACGAAGAGAAACAGGGCAAAGACCUCGUGGAUGCGGCGUUGGAGAAUGGGAUCAAGCAAUUCGUAUACAGCUCUGUCGAGCGGGGAGCCGGGAGUCCGGCGACGGAUGUGCCGCAUUUUGCGCACAAACAUCACAUCGAGGAGCAUCUCAUGGAGAAGAGCGAAGGGGGCAGGAUGGACUGGACCAUUCUGCGACCUGUAUGCUUCAUGGACAAUCUCACGCCAGACUUCCUCGGGAGGCUGUUCGUCACGGCUUGGAAACGCACACUGGAUCCGUCCGACAAGCCGAUUCAACUCAUCCACACGCCUGACAUUGGCGUCGUCGCCGCCGAAGCUUUUCUUCAUCCCGAGGAGUAUAGGAACCAGACGAUGAGUCUCGCAGGCGAUGAGAUCACUUACGCCGAAGCUGACGCUGUGUUCAAAGAGAAAGUCGGGAAGGAUAUGCCGGUGACGUUUGGGCCGCUGGUUGGAGCGGCGAUGUGGGCGAUUAAGGACUUGGGGCUUAUGUUCCGGUGGUUCAAGGAUGAGGGCUUCGCGACUCCUGUGGAGGAAUUGAAGGGGAGGUAUAAGAUGACGAGUUGGGCGGAGUAUGUGGAGGGGAAGAAGGGUGGUUUUAUUGCGAAGUGA